Messenger RNA from Cryptomeria japonica (Japanese cedar), 2330 nucleotides. RefSeq lists its product as uncharacterized. The record is from RefSeq and is a predicted model, not a curated record. Lineage: Eukaryota; Viridiplantae; Streptophyta; Pinopsida; Cupressales; Cupressaceae. The transcript has 2 exons. Bases 889 to 1614 code for a protein of 241 amino acids.
CUGGCUAUAAAAGAUGUACAAAGGAGGCUCAUUAGGGUUACGAAAACAAAGUAUAGAUCCUUCGUGUUUCUUAUAUUUGUUGGGGAGAGUGCUAUGUUGUCUGCAAACGGUAGUUGCACUCUAAACGAUAUGCCCUUCAAUAAUGCUAGCAGUUGUUAGUUUUUCAGAGCUUUUGCCAUCAAAUUCAAAGUGAUUGAGCAGUCUAACUAUCAACAACCAUGAUUGCAACAGAUUUGUACAAGAAAAGAAUUACCCACAUAGUCAAAGAUGGAUUAAUGGCUAAAAUAAAUCCUGCAAAUAUGAUGGUCACUUGACGCAAAAGGGAAGAAAAAAAAGGAGACUGGUGGGAUGAUGCCCCAGUACUUUAUUCAAUUGAAAUUUCAAUUGAGUUACUAAAUCUAAGUGAUAUAUUCAAAGUGGCAAAUUGUUGAAAAGAUGAAUUUGUAGUAGAAUUUGAGUAUUUGUUGAACUGCAUCCUAAAUAUGUGUGCAGUUAAAUCAUUUAGUUCUUAGUGAUUGAUUGCAUCCUUCAAGUAGAACUACAUGUUAUGGGAAAAGCAUGUUCAAAGGUUAUUUCACAAACAUGCGUGCAUAAUUCUUAUUAAAUCUACUCAUAGAAAAAGAAGUCUCAUGUCUAUUUUAUAUGAAUCAUGGAGGGAUGCGUAUGCAAUAUAAAACUGAAAUAGAUAAUGAAGGUCUUGUUAGUUAUCUGAAGUCCAAUGGAUUCAUUUUCUUUUUCUUUUAAUUGUUUGUAUUUUUAAUUUCUUCCCGAGAUGGAGAUGGAUAGAGUUAUGAAUAAUGCAUUCAUUUGGUAUUCAUUACUGAAGUAAUUUCUUUGUUGUUGUAUGUGUAAAAAAAACAAUUGAUAAGACUCAAAAAUUAUCCCGUGAUGUCUCCCGCUCAGAAGUUUUCAAAUUCUCCCUCCCCUGCUCGCGUCGAAUCCUCUGCUGCGUUGGCUGCGCAGGGCGUCAGUGCUCGGAAGGAGUUCGGUGUGGAUCCUCACGCCGACGGGGAGUCUUCUAAUUUUAGGGAUGAUGCCUCUCGGCCCUCGGCCGCCCCUGCAGGGGAUCUUGGUGCCAAGGGCUCCUCGUCUCAUUUGGUGGGUUCGUUCCGGAAACUAAAUCCAUAUCCGUCAAUCUAUACGGCACAAGAAAUUAUUUAUAACGCUUCUAUCCUCUUUUUACAUGGUGCGAUCUACCAGUUACCUUCUCUUCCUCAGCUGCACGCUUGGAUAUCUGAACAUUGGGAGCCUCUUAUCAUGGAGGAAGUGGGAGAUGCCCUUGCUGAUUUUUUGAUGGUGGAUGUUAAACCCUCUGAUAUUUUCCACUGCACCUUUGCCCGCAUACUUAUUGAUUUGGAUAUUUCAAAUGGGUUGCCUGCUAAAAUUUUACUUAAAUCUUCAAAGGGUUCUUGGGUCCAAUCUUUGGACUAUGAAGGGAUUCCCUUUCGUUGUACAAGAUGUUUUAAAACUAGGCAUGCAGCUGAGCAUUGCAGCUUUGAAAAAAAGGCAAUUAAGGCCACAUGGUGGAAAGGCACUUAUGUACAACAUUAUAUGGUUUCGAAGAUAUCUGAUCAACCUAGGAGUUUUUUUGAGGUGGUUACUUUGGAACCAUAGGAUCUUGGGGCAUCCCCUUUGGUUGUAUCUCUUGGUGGGGCUGCUAAAACUGUGCAAGUGUCUCCUGAUGUUUCCCGAGUGAAUGGGACUCAUGAGGCUUCUUCUAGAGAUAAUGAUUUGGCUAUCAUUCCUGGCAGGUCUCCUGAAAAUACCAAAUUUGCCAACUCUUCUGAUAUGGCCUUGCUUGUUUUGUCCCCUGCUGAUACUGGGGUUUUGUCGCCUGUUGGUUCUAGCGUGGCUGUGUUUGUCGGGUUGAGGUGGACUGGUGAUGUUGGGGUUUUUCCUUUUUCGUCCACUAGUUCUGGUGAGGCUAAGACAAUGGUUGUUGGCAUUCAUUCUCAGGAUUUUGGUGUGCUAGAUUGGCAUAUUAAGGCAGUGCAAGUGGAAGAGGGAUGUAUUUUUGUUAAGGUAAAGAAAGCUAAGUUCUCUAAGCCUUCUUUUGACAUGACUCUCCAUUCCCAUAAGAACAAUUCUAAAUGUAAAUCUUGAUGGUUCUUGGGUGGAGAAUGGUUUUAGGUUGGCUGUUGGUUGUUCUUUUUGCAACUUUGUUUUAGGUUGUGGGGGCCUAUUUUUUUAAAACCCAUGUUUUCGGUUCUGGGUGUCCUUUUUACCCAUGGUUAUCUGGUGCUUUCUUGUUCCUUUUAUUCAAACAAAUUUCUGGUUGAAAGUUCCAAAUCCUCUCAAAAUAUGUUUGUAAAGGGUUUCGGGUCCCUUCA